AUGAAGAAACGAGUGGUGCAAAUAUUUGGUUUCCUGAUUUCUUCGUUGGGAUGGCUGUUUGUGCUGUGCUCUAUGGCCAUGGACUAUUGGAGGAUCACCCAAAUAGGAGGACAGGCUGGUUCUUAUAUUAUUAAGGUGGCCUGGUACUGGUCCAAUCUCUGGAAGGACUGUUUCACUGAUUCUACAGCAGUCAGCAACUGCAGGGACUUCGCAGUACUCUGGAGCGUCACCCCUUUUGUCCAAGGAGUGCGAGGACUGCUAAUGUGUGGGUUGACUCUAGCAUUCUUUGCCGUGGUACUCUGCUUUCUCGGGAUGGAGUGCACGUAUAUUGGUGGAAGCAACAAAACCAAGGACAAAAUGCUUUUUAGUGGAGCGGUGCUUCAUUUUGCCGGUGGUGUGUCAAGCAUUGCCGGCUACUGCUUAUACAUCAACAGAGUCGCCAGGGUUGCCUUUGCUCCUGUUGUAGAACGAGGAGUUUUACGGUAUGACCUUGGACCGCCGAUAUUUCUUGGAUUGGUCGGAUGCUUUUUGAUUUAUUUGGGUGCUGUGUUCUACGCUGCAACAGUCUGCUGUGUCAUCUUUCCUAAAAGUAAAGUGGUAUACGCCUACCCAGGAGGCACAUACGUGGUGCCACGCUCCAGAGGAAAAACUUACACUGGAUACUACAGACCUGACUGGCAGUACAACUCCUAUCUGGCCUCUAGACAAUCGAGCAGCUCCAAGAUUUCGAAUCUUUCUCAAACCACACCAACAAAGAUGUCUGAUAGAGAUGCAUUUGUGUAGCUUCUCAUUUAGCAACAAACACAAUUUGAACUCCCUCAGCUAAAUGUUAGCACAGCACAUCAAAAACACAUUUCUUCUGAGGAUACCAUGUUUUUUUUACAGCAGAAACUAUAAUACUGUGCAUUUGCUUAAUCAUUCUAUUUUGUAUAGUAGAAGCACUAGACACUUAGGAGAACAGAAAAACUACAAGUCAAUGAUAACCACAGGGGGUCGACUCAAUAAUCUUCUUACAAUGAGGCCAGGUCACUAGCCAGUCUGAAGUAGUUUGUAUUAUUUGUAAAAUUGUGAUUGUGAUCAACUGUGAUGAGUCCUGUUUACUGCAUGUUCUUGUAGUUGUUUCUGCUGAGAAUAAGAUUCCAAGGCUUUACUGGAGAAUUCUAUUGGGUUUGAUGCCAACUAAAAAUAUUGUAGUGCAGUAUCAAUGUAAAUACAAUGUAAUACUA
This is a messenger RNA of Cynoglossus semilaevis (tongue sole), 1226 nucleotides long. It is a transcript of the gene cldn10l2, whose product is annotated as claudin 10-like 2. The transcript has 5 exons. The record is from RefSeq and is a predicted model, not a curated record. NCBI's taxonomy places the organism in Eukaryota, Metazoa, Chordata, Actinopteri, Pleuronectiformes, Cynoglossidae. Gene Ontology annotation, cellular component: membrane; bicellular tight junction. Bases 1 to 783 code for a protein of 260 amino acids. Gene Ontology annotation, molecular function: structural molecule activity.